UUCAUGAAAUUGCCGGCCAUGAGCUUGAAGCGCCUUCAAGUUGCCAAUGCGAAACCAUUGACAAUUAAAUGCAAAAGUUUAAGCCUGUUCCUAAAGCUUGCCUACAUGCUGUAAACUUGCAACACGUUGGUUUCAGGAACAGGCUUAUAUGCCACCCACUGAUGCCUUUCUCACAUGAGCAGAACAUGCUGAAUCCAUGCGUCGUGAUCGACUCACAAAUCUGGCGCCUGGGCACACCCAUGUUCUAGUAGUAACGAACUGGGAAAUCGAUGAAGGCUCUGUUGAGGCAUUUUUACAAUGUCGUUGUCUGCUGAGAGAUCACCAUCUACUACUUUCCAUACUUCGGAUCCGAGUGCUGAUGGUUCCAACAAUAUUCGGCUCGGGGAAGCUUCACAUCGCACGGAAACAUGCAAUAUUGUCAUUUUUGGAGAAACAGGAGCUGGUAAAAGUUCCUUGGUCAAUUUGAUCACUGGGACUCAAACGGCGCCAACGUCCUCCGAUACCACGGGAUGUACCACUAAAACGAACGUGUACGAGCACGACGUUGUGGUUCAGGACAAGACCUUAAAGGUAAACCUUUUUGAUACGGCCGGUCUUGAUGAGGACUGUCAGGGAACAGUCCCCGAUAAGGAAGCUCAGGGAGUUUUGAAGAAGCUCCUUCAAACCCUUAUGGAGCAGGAUGGCAUUCAUCUCCUCAUGUACUGCGUACAGGGUACGAGAGAGAGCACGGCGCUCCGCCGGAACUACAUGUCAAUGUACUCCAAAGUUCAGAACAAGGUUCCGAUCGUCAUUGUCGUUACACGUUUGGAAAACCAAGAACCAGACAUGGAACAAUGGUGGCGGAAGAACGAGCAAUCCAUUUCAAAACUCAAGAUGACCUUCGCUGGCCACGCAUGUGUCACCACGGUGGCCAUCCACGAAGAUGACUCUGUUGCGCUCAAGGAGCGUGGCAAACAGUCAUAUCGUGCUAUCUGCGAGCUUAUCAAGGAUUGUCGCCUGCCCAAUGAGAAAGGCGUUCGCGACGUCGAAUGGGCAUGCGAUGUCCAUGAAAGGGACCACCCGCGAAACGUAAUCGUCUGCGACUCUGCUGUCCCAGCGCCCAUGAAUCUUUGCAACAUAGCCGGCGUCAUUAAUGGUGCAUGGGUCAGAUCCACAGUUGUUAUGCGCGGGCAUUAUUACAUGUUCCAGCGCGUAACUGCGCCCUAUCCCCCUGCCAAACGGUCCAAAGGAGGCGUUGGUUUCGAACCCUGCUUGUUGAUUUUUUACGUGGACAAGGAUGAGUCCGUCGAUACGCAGAGGACGGAGGUGCAGAAGUUUCAAAAAGUCUACGCGAAAUCUAAAGUUAGCUUGGUUGUCGUGGUCUGUGGCUGCGACAGUGAUGAAGAUGCGAAAGGAUGGUGGGAGGGGUCAAAUAACACUGGCACGGACCCAUCGUCAGCACCUUCCAUUACCUUCACAUACUUACCUCGAGAUGCGUCGGAGCAUUCUGAGAAUGCUCAAGAAACACUCCAAAAGUUGAUUUGGGAGUUGUCUCGUCCUGGAGAACCUCGCGGUUCCGUGGUCCGAGAUCUUCUCAAUCGUGUGUGGGGAUAUCUCGCAAGAGUCAACUAGCACCGACACUGGCAGCUCUAGCGUUGUCGAUGUUCGCUGUCAAUGUUACUCGAGGAUUAGACUUAUCCAA
Suillus clintonianus is the source of this 1681-nucleotide messenger RNA. Its product is annotated as P-loop containing nucleoside triphosphate hydrolase protein. Gene Ontology annotation, cellular component: cytoplasm. NCBI's taxonomy places the organism in Eukaryota, Fungi, Basidiomycota, Agaricomycetes, Boletales, Suillaceae. Gene Ontology annotation, molecular function: GTP binding. The record is from RefSeq and is a predicted model, not a curated record. The transcript has 4 exons. Gene Ontology annotation, biological process: tRNA wobble uridine modification; tRNA methylation. The coding region runs from base 298 to 1611 and encodes 437 amino acids.